AUGAGAAGACUCUCUGCUCCACAAAAUGAAAUUGAGACUGUUUCAAUAUCUGAUUUAGAAAGAGAGAGAAAAAGAGCACCAGAAACUUCAGUUUUGGUCAGUCAUAUCAACCAUUUAGACCAACAAAUCGAGUUUUCGGGAAACUUGGAGCAACCCAUUUCCAUUUUAAAAAUUCAAAUUGCCUGUAUUUGUGACAACUUCCAGAUUUUAUACCAUGGAGAUCACCAAGUCUAUGGCAGUCCUGUUAACGCGCUUCAACAGAGUCUCGUACCUUUCACACUCACAAUUGGCGAAUUGGAGGAUAUUCAGAACUGA
Molecule: messenger RNA, 315 nt
Organism: Entamoeba invadens IP1
Lineage: Eukaryota; Evosea; Mastigamoebida; Endamoebidae
Exons: 1
Coding region: 1-315 (104 amino acids)
Source: RefSeq, a predicted model, not a curated record